Molecule: messenger RNA, 3510 nt
Organism: Oryza brachyantha (malo sina)
Lineage: Eukaryota; Viridiplantae; Streptophyta; Magnoliopsida; Poales; Poaceae
Product: transcription factor LHW-like
Exons: 10
Coding region: 257-2971 (904 amino acids)
Biological process (GO): regulation of DNA-templated transcription
Molecular function (GO): DNA-binding transcription factor activity; protein dimerization activity
Source: RefSeq, a predicted model, not a curated record
CACACGCACACCACCACGCCGUCUCCCUCCUCUUCUCUCCCUUCCUCCCCUCUUCCUGCGGCUAAAAAGCACCAAUUUCCCCCGCUCCCGGUCGGUCCCCUCGGAUUCCGCCCAUGCCGCCUUCCCGCCGAGAGCCCUAGCCCGCUCGCUGCUAACCCCUGGGGCACGCGCGCAAUCACUUGGGGUGGUGGUUCCGGCGAGCGAGCGAGCGAGCGAGCGGCGAGGAGGUAGCUCGCGCGCGCGCGCGCUAGAUCCCAUGGCUGGCGCCACCCCGCUGCGGGACUCCCUCCGCAGCCUCUGCGCCGACGUCGGUUGGUCCUACGCCGUCUUCUGGAGGGCCACCCGCGCCGCCGACUCCCCGCAGCUGCAAUUGGUGUGGGGGGAUGGGCACUGCGAACGGGAGGCCGGCGCGCCGGCGAUCUCUGGCUUCGAGGCCAUGGACCUGCUGCUCAAGGAGAAGGCCGCAGCACUGCGGGGCGGAGCCGGCCGUGGUGGUGGCGGAGGCGGCGGGGAGGGGCACGCACCCGAGGGCUCCGCGGGACACGGUCAGGACAGGGUGGACGAGCUCGUGCACAAGGCCAUGGCACAGCAGCUUCAUGUCGUGGGAAAAGGGGUGAUUGGUCAGGCUGCAGUGACGGGGUUGCACCGGUGGAUCCUUCACGACAGUCUUGAUGAGUGUGAGGAAGAAGAUGAGGUAUUGCUGGAGAUGAAGGACCAGUUUUGUGCAGGAAUACAGACAGUUGCAGUGAUCCCUGUCCUUCCUCAAGGCGUUAUUCAGCUUGGCUCCACAAAAAUGGUUAUGGAGGAAGCAUCAUUCGUAGACCAUGUCAGAUCUUUGUUUCAGCAACUGGGUAGUUCAAUUGCAGUUGUUCCGCAUGGUUCCUUUGUACAAGAUUCGGUUAUGAAGACUCCGUUUCACAAGUUACCUGGUGUGCCUACCUCUUCACUCUUGGAAAACCUUGCUGGUUCUGGAAAUACUUAUAAUGAUGACAUGAUUAACCACCAGUUUGGGCAUCAGAUAUCACCAGCCUCAACGAUUCAGUCAUUUAACUCUGUACAACAUUUCUAUACUGGGCCUACUUUCUGUCAUUCAGUAACCACUGCAUCACAUUGUCGUGGCUUCCGACCCGACCAUGGAAACACCUUUACUUUGAACAGCCAGUCAGAGAACAAUAAAUCAGCUGUUUUACCUAAAAAUAAUGUUUCACAUUCUGAAACAUCAAAUGAUGCCUUUUCACAUGCUUUUAACCCCCUCAAUGAACCCAACGUCUCCAUUUCAGUCAGAAGAGAGUGUAUAAGCAUAGAACAACAUGGUUCUUGCCGUAAUGGAAACAUGAAAAUAACAAAAGGCCGCACUGCUUCAAGUUGUACAGGUGAAACAAAUAUUCUCAAUAAGGUGGAUGAUUUGCAGAGUCAGGAUUGUCAGACAAGCAAUGCCACAUCUGUGAACACAAAAUUUCAGACAAUGUCCAUUGUUGAUAAUACAAAACUUCAGGAUGGUUCUUACACAAUUCCAGAUGCUGCAUUUGUUGACUCUACCCAAUAUCCAAGUUGCUUUCAAUCACUUCUUGGCAAUCUCCAUGGUAGUUCUACCACCAAUUCAAAUGUGAUUCAUGCGGAUACUUCUCAUAAUGCUGUCCCUGGAGAGAACAACUUUUGCCCUUUAGGAGAUAGGAAUGCCACCAAUUCAAGUGGGGUGCCUGAGCUUCUGGUAUCGCCAAUACCAUUAGGGUUGACUGGGGGAAAUGAUUUGUUUGAUGUACUGCAACUUCAGCAGAAGCCAAGUGGUUCAAAUGAUAGUGAACCAAACGAUCGUGAAUCAAUGCCUUAUGGUUCAGAGCAAGCUGUUAAGUCUCUGAUUGGAUGUGUGGAUGAUGAUUUCACUGGAUUGAUAACAGAAGCUGAUCCAGACCAACUCUUGGAUGCAAUAGUUUCAAAGAUAAUCACAGGGCACAGGCAGAAUGUGGACUCCAGUGCUUCAUGUAGUUCUUCAGUGGCAAGCUUUGACAGACCACUUCAUUCUGAUUGUCACCCAUAUACUAAAGGACUGUCAUCAGGGCAAAUGUUCUGCAACUUUACCAGUGUUUCUCCUGGAACAAUUAAAAGUGAAGUUCCUGCUGAAGGUUUGAGGCAAUCAUCUCCUAGCAUAGAUAAAUCUGAAGGAUGCUCUCAGACACAGCAAAGUUACAGAUCACAUAUAAGGCUCUGGGUUGAGAAUAACCACAAUGUGGGAUCAGAUAGUCUUUCAACUGGACAAGCAUCUGAUAGUCUUUCAGCAGGACAAUGUAAAAGGAGUGAUGAAAUCGGUAAAUCAAACCGGAAGAGAUCUAGACCAGGUGAGAGUGCAAGACCAAGGCCUAAAGAUCGCCAAAUGAUUCAAGACCGCAUAAAGGAGCUUCGUGAAAUAGUACCUAGCAGUGCGAAGUGUAGCAUUGAUGCUUUACUGGAGAAGACCAUUAAGCAUAUGCUUUUCUUGCAAAAUGUUGCAAAGCAUGCUGAUAAGUUGAAGGAAUCUGGGGAAUCAAAGAUUGUAAGUCAGGAGACUCAGGAAGAAGGCUUGCUCUUGAAAGAUAACUUUGAAGGUGGUGCCACAUGGGCCUUUGAAGUUGGUACGCGAUCCAUGACAUGUCCAAUUAUAGUAGAGGAUCUCAGCCCGCCCCGUCAAAUGCUUGUGGAGAUGCUUUGUAAAGAGAGAGGGAUCUUCUUGGAAAUAGCUGAUCAAAUUAGAGGAUUGGGGUUGACUAUCUUAAAAGGUGUGAUGGAAGUUCGUAAAGAUAAGAUUUGGGCACGCUUUGCUGUUGAGGCAAACAAGGAUGUAACUCGGAUGGAAAUAUUUCUCUCUCUUGUCCAUCUUCUGGAACCUAGCACUGGGAGCUCUAUUUUGUCAGCAGGUGUUGAGAAUAUUAGCCUGCCGCCCAAUGGUUUCUUUCCAUCGUCCAUUCCAGCCACUGGUUUCUCCAACUGCUUGUGACACGGAUGCACCAUACUUCAGCAAAUGGAGCGCUGUGAGUGGGUCAAGUUUCACCUGCCAUGACCUUUGCUCCCUGACUUCUUCUAGCUGCCAUAGAUUCAGCUAUCAGGCUCAUUAAUUUUGUUACCAUGCUGACUCCGGUAUCUUAUUGCCUGUCCCCACGGCUGACAUUGUUGCAAGUUACUGGUCAGUGGGGAAGAACUAUGUGUGCUUUCUCCUAACCUUAAACUACUUCGCAGCCGGUCUUUGCGAGGGAAGCUUUAGCGUAGGAAACUGUAUUGUUUUAGGCAGGCUCCAGGAGUGUAAGAAACGUAGUACAUAUAUGAUUAGAGAUUUAGAGUUAGGAUAGCAGCAGAUUUCUCUGCUAUUGUAAUAUCUGCAUUGGUUAAUUCUGAUGAAAAAUCGCAUAUGCCAUGUAGCCAAAUUGUUGUAUCGGUGCCCUUUUGGCUGUGUGGAUUUGGUUGUGUAUUUGCAGUUCGGCGUUUCUUCAAUGUUCAGCAAGUACCACCUGAUUACCUGAAUGAUAGUAGAAGUUAGAA